Messenger RNA from Nicotiana attenuata, 2449 nucleotides. Its product is annotated as endoglucanase 25-like. Gene Ontology annotation, molecular function: hydrolase activity, hydrolyzing O-glycosyl compounds. NCBI's taxonomy places the organism in Eukaryota, Viridiplantae, Streptophyta, Magnoliopsida, Solanales, Solanaceae. Bases 278 to 2137 code for a protein of 619 amino acids. The transcript has 6 exons. The record is from RefSeq and is a predicted model, not a curated record. Gene Ontology annotation, biological process: carbohydrate metabolic process.
AAGCCCAAAAAACAGCACCAUUACAGCUUCAUAUCCAUUGUUGACACAACAUUUUUUAUCCCACUUUCCUCUUCCUCCUUCCCCAUAAUACCCCUUUUCGCUCUCCCUUCUCAAUCCACAUACAAUUCUUGAACUAAAGUCGAGUCCUUAGCUGAUAAAAACAGUCGAUCAAGACUAACCCAGUUCAGCAUUUUCUGAAUCUUAUAAAAAAGAUCCAAAAUUUGCAUGUUUUGAGUUUGUGGGUGUCUUGUUUCUGCUCUAUAUUGAGUACCCAAAAAUGAGUAUGUACGGUAGGGAUCCAUGGGGCGGGCCAUUGGAAAUCAACGCCACGGAUUCAGCCACAGACGAUGACAGGAGCAGGAACUUGGGGGAUUUUGAUAGGGCGGCGCUGUCAAGAAAUCUGGACGAGACACAGCAAAGCUGGUUGUUGGGUCCAACGGAGCAAAAGAAGAAGAAGUAUGUGGAUCUUGGUUGUAUUAUUGUGAGUCGGAAGAUUUUCAAGUGGACUGUGGGCAGUAUUCUUGCCGCUGCGCUUUUAGCUGGAUUCAUUACUAUGAUUGUUAAGCUUGCACCUAGACACAAACACCACAAUCCCCCACCCGAUAAUUAUACCGUCGCUCUCCAUAAAGCCCUCAUGUUCUUCAAUGCCCAGAAAUCUGGAAAAUUGCCGAAGCACAACAAUGUGUCAUGGAGGGGGAAUUCAUGUUUAAAAGAUGGCCAGUCAGAUGAUUCAACUAUGUUCAAAAAUUUGGUUGGGGGAUAUUAUGAUGCAGGAGAUGCAAUCAAAUUUAAUUUCCCUCAGUCGUUUGCUCUCACCAUGUUAAGUUGGAGUGUGAUCGAGUAUAGUGCAAAAUAUGAAGCUGCUGGUGAGCUCGCUCAUGUUAAAGAUAUUAUUAAGUGGGGUACUGACUAUCUCCUGAAGACCUUCAAUUCCUCUGCUGAUACCAUAGACCGCAUUGCUGCACAGGUUGGAAAAGGGGAUACUUCCGGAGGGAGUACUGAUCCCAAUGAUCACUAUUGUUGGGUGCGUCCAGAAGAUAUUGAUUACGAUCGGCCCGUGACUGAAUGUCACAGCUGCUCGGACCUUGCUGCAGAGAUGGCUGCUGCUCUGGCUUCUGCCUCCAUUGUUUUUAAGGACAAUAAGGCUUAUUCACAAAAACUUGCACAUGGUGCUAAAACUCUCUUCAAAUUUUCUAGAGACCAGCGUGGUAGAUACAGUGUCGGCAAUGAAGCUGAAACCUUCUACAAUUCUACUGGUUACUGGGAUGAGUUUAUAUGGGGUGCAGCCUGGCUGUACUAUGCUACUGGAAAUUCUUCAUAUCUUCAGCUUGCUACCACUCCUGGUCUUGCCAAACAUGCUGGUGCUUUUUGGGGAGGCCCUGAUUAUGGUGUGCUCAGCUGGGAUAACAAGCUCACUGGAGCUCAAGUGUUACUGAGCCGCAUGAGACUGUUUUUGAGUCCCGGAUAUCCUUAUGAAGAAAUUUUAAAGACAUUUCACAACCAGACAAGCAUAAUCAUGUGCUCCUACUUGCCAAUCUUCACUUCUUUUAACCGCACAAAAGGAGGGCUAAUCCAGUUAAACCAUGGAAGGCCUCAACCUCUUCAGUAUGUAGUCAAUGCAGCUUUCCUGGCUACCUUGUUUAGUGACUACCUUGAAGCUGCUGACACUCCUGGAUGGUACUGUGGACCCAAUUUCUACUCCACUGAUGUCCUGCGUCGAUUCGCCGAGACCCAGAUUGACUACAUCCUUGGCAAGAACCCCAGGAAAAUGAGUUAUGUCGUUGGCUUUGGCAAUCACUACCCUAAGCGUGUUCACCACAGAGGGGCAUCAAUUCCUAAAAACAAGGUCAAGUAUAACUGUAAAGGAGGAUGGAAAUGGAGGGACUCAUCUAAGGUUAAUCCGAAUAUUAUUGUUGGAGCCAUGGUUGCUGGACCAGACAAGCAUGAUGGUUUCCACGAUGUCCGUAGUAAUUACAAUUACACAGAGCCUACUCUUGCUGGAAAUGCUGGUUUAGUUGCAGCUCUCGUGGCUCUAUCCGGAGAUAGAGACGUCGGAGUUGAUAAGAACACAAUAUUCUCUGCAGUACCACCGAUGUUCCCAACUCCACCUCCUCCACCAGCUCCUUGGAAACCAUAAUUCUUUUGAUCUUUAAACAUCGUCUGUACCUCUGUCUUUUGUGAGUAUAGGUUCCUUAUUUUUGAUACUGUGAUUGAUAUUGGAGUCUGACCCCAUGAAUUUUGAAGUUAGAUGGAAACAGGAAUGUGCACCUUGAACAUAAGCUUGGGCAUGAAUAUAGGACUAGCAACUGGAUCUCUUCUAGAAAUGCCCAAUGGCAUGUCUGUUUACUUGGAAUGUAUCAAUAUACAGUAUGUAUGUAUGUAUGUGACCAAACUAAUAACGUAUUCUUUGAACACUAGAAAUCUGUGUCCCCCCCUAUUUUAACUUUUA